AUGACAGACGCGGAUUCCUUCUACGACAAAUUACUGGCGUCGAUAGGCUUGCCUUCGGACGAGCCUCAUACAUCACUACCGCAAGACUGCGGUCGGAAAUCACAACAGCGAGAACAGAAAACCACGUCGGAGACUCAACAGCACCACCAACCCGAGCCACAUCAAAAGCCGGAAAUAAAGAAACACGAGCCAGUACCGAAACAACAACUAGAACCAAGACGCAACACAAGUAGUAGCAGUAGUAGUAGCGGUGGUUCAACGGCUACACUCUCGCCAAAACUCAAACCCCCACCAAAGCCUUCAACUAGUGCUGCUGAGUUGCGCGAGAAGCUUUCAAGACAAAUUGAAAGACCUCCUCCUCCCCCUCCUCCACGUCUACCUCGUAUUUCUCAUCCACAGUCCCCAGCCCCCGUACCGGUACAAUCACCAAUUGGAGGAGAAGCCUUGCCUGUUUCCCCUGCACCGAUAUCCCCCCAAAUCAAAGAGGAUGAGGUCAAGUCUUCUAAGACACCUGCCGCACUAGAAGCCGAGUUAAGACGUAAACUCUUAGAGAGUGGGGUUCGGAAACGAAAAUCCUCGCCGCUGGUUGAGGGACAGACUGCCAUUGUUGAUGGAAAAGGGAAGCGGCAAAGGGUCACCCCUCCUCCAACUGUUGGCCCAAUUGCAAAUCCUCAGCCCCCUGCACAAAUUGAAUUACCACCGCCACCUCCCCCCAUACAAUUGCUGCCUCGACAGCUGCAAAGAAUGGUGAUGUAG
Messenger RNA from Morchella importuna, 756 nucleotides. RefSeq lists its product as uncharacterized. Bases 1 to 756 code for a protein of 251 amino acids. The record is from RefSeq and is a predicted model, not a curated record. The transcript has a single exon. Lineage: Eukaryota; Fungi; Ascomycota; Pezizomycetes; Pezizales; Morchellaceae.